This is a messenger RNA of Podarcis muralis (Common wall lizard), 9883 nucleotides long. The record is from RefSeq and is a predicted model, not a curated record. NCBI's taxonomy places the organism in Eukaryota, Metazoa, Chordata, Lepidosauria, Squamata, Lacertidae.
CCACCCCUUUUCCCCUUAGGAUAAUCUCCACCGGAGGGCCGGCACUUUGACAACGCUCACACCUCUAACGUCACUUCCUGCCACUCUAGGAAUACAAAACUCUUUUUUUUUGUAACCAUGUCGGGAGACACAUGGAGGUGGACUUGCCUCAUCUUGCACCUCCUUCCCUGCGCCGUGAUGCUGCCUUCCACCACGAGGCAGCAGCCUUCCAACCCAAAGAGACCUUUCCUCACCUUCACUGUGGAAACGGCGGACGUGCUUUUCAACCACUUGGUGGUGGACGAGAGGAGAGGCAACAUCUACCUGGGGGCCGUCAAUUGGAUCUACAAACUCUCCAGCGAUCUGGAGAUGCUGACGUUUCACCAGACGGGCCCGGAUAGCGACAACCCAAAGUGCUACCCUCCCAAACUGGUCCAGCCUUGCAACGAACCCUUGAAGUCCACAAACAACAUCAAUAAGAUGCUCCUCAUAGACUACAAGGAGAACAGGCUGAUUGCUUGCGGCAGCCUGUACCAGGGCAUCUGCAAACUCUUGAGGUUGGACGACCUGUUUAAGCUCGGAGAGCCCUUCCACAACAAGGAACACUACCUCUCUGGGGUGAACGAGAGUGGCUCUGUUUUUGGGGUGAUAGUCUCUUACAACAACAUGGAUGACAAGCUCUUCAUUGCUACCGCAGUGGAUGGCAAGCCAGAGUACUUCCCCACAAUUUCUAGCAGAAAGCUCCCCAAGAACUCUGAGGCAGAAGGGAUGUUUGCUUACGUUUUCCACGAUGAGUUUGUGGCCUCCAUGAUCAAGAUCCCGUCGGAUACGUUCACCAUCAUCCCUGACUUCGACAUAUACUACAUCUAUGGCUUCAGCAGUGGUAAUUUUGUCUACUUUCUCACCCUCCAGCCUGAGAUGAUUUCUCCUCCAGGCUCCACCACUAAGGAGCAAGUCUACACCUCCAAGCUGGUCCGCCUGUGCAAAGAGGACACGGCCUUCAACUCGUACGUCGAAGUGCCCAUUGGCUGUGAGAAGAACGGGGUGGAAUACCGAUUGCUGCAGGCGGCCUACCUGUCCAAGGCAGGAGCCAUCUUGGCCAGGUCACUGGGCAUCAGGCCGGAGGACGACGUCCUCUUCACCGUCUUCUCCAAGGGGCAGAAGAGGAAGAUGAAGUCCUUGGACGAGUCGGCCCUGUGCAUCUUUGCUCUGAAAAGAAUCAAUGACCGCAUCAAGGACAGGCUGCAGUCCUGCUAUAGGGGCGAAGGCACUUUGGAUUUGGCCUGGCUUAAAGUGAAGGAUAUCCGCUGCAGCAGUGCACUGUUAACAAUUGAUGAUAAUUUCUGUGGCCUGGAUAUGAAUGCCCCACUCGGAGUAUCUGAAAUGGUACGAGGACUCCCCGUCUUAACAGAAGACAAGGACAGGAUGACGUCCGUCAUUGCUUAUGUCUAUAAGAACCACUCCCUGGCUUUCGUGGGCACCAAGAGUGGCAAGCUGAAAAAGAUCCGUGUCGAUGGACCCAUCAGAGGUGCCCUCGAGUAUGAGAUUGUCCAGGUCGUGGAUACAGGCCCAAUCUUGCGGGACAUGGCUUUUUCUGUGGAUCACAAGCAUCUGUACCUCAUGUCUGAUAAGCAGCUCACCCGAGUGCCGGUGGAGUCCUGCGGACAGUACAAAAGCUGCAGCGAGUGCCUGGGCUCAGGGGACCCCCACUGCGGAUGGUGUGUGCUCCACAAUGCGUGCACAAGGAAGGAGCAAUGUGAGCGGUCCAGAGAGCCCCGGAGGUUUGCCUCGGAGAUGCAGCAGUGUGUCCGACUGACCGUGCACCCCAACAACAUCUCCGUCUCACAGUAUAGUGUCAUGCUGGUCCUGGAGACUUACAAUGUCCCGGAGCUGUCGGACGGCGUCAACUGCACCUUUGGGGACCUGUCGGAAAUGGACGGCGUGGUGCUGGGGAGCCGGAUUCAGUGCAAGUCCCCCGCAGCCAAGGAGGUGCCAAAGAUCAUCACAGCGAACGGAGACCACCACAUUGUCCAGCUCCAGCUCAAAUCCAAGGAAACAGGGAUGACUUUUGCCAGCACCAGUUUCGUCUUCUACAAUUGCAGCGUCCACAACUCGUGCCUGUCUUGCGUGGAGAGCCCUUACCGGUGCCACUGGUGCAAAUACCGCCAUGUCUGUACUCACGAACCCCUCAACUGCCACUUCUUGGAAGGACGAGUCAAGGUUCCUGAGGACUGCCCCCAGUUGCUGCACGUCAGUAAGAUCUUGGUGCCUGUGGACGUCAUCAAGCCAAUCACACUGAAGGCCAAGAACCUUCCUCAGCCUCAAUCCGGGCAGCGGGGCUACGAGUGCAUCAUCAGCAUCCAGGGCAACGAGAAGAGGGUGCCUGCUUUGCGGUUCAACAGCUCCAGCGUCCAGUGCCAAAACACUUCAUACACUUACGACGGGACGGAGAUUAACAGCUUGCCAGUGGAGCUGACAGUCGUGUGGAAUGGGGAUUUCAACAUUGACAACCCGGCGCAGAACAAAGUCCACCUGUACAAAUGUGGGGCCAUGCGAGACAGCUGCGGCCUCUGCCUGAAAGCAGACCCGGACUACGAGUGUGGCUGGUGUGAAGACCAGAACCGGUGCACCUUGAAGCACCAUUGCCCCAUCCUGGAGAACCGGUGGCUGGAGCUCUCUGGCGCUGGGGGCAAAUGCACCAACCCCAAGAUCACAGAAAUCAGCCCGGCGAGGGGGCCUCGUGAAGGAGGGACCAGGGUGACCAUCCGGGGAGAAAAUUUGGGCUUGGAGUUCCGGGACAUUGCAUCGCAUGUCAAAGUAGCUGGCGUGGAGUGCAUUCCUUUAGUGGAUGGAUACAUCCCAGCAGAGCAAAUAGUGUGCGAGAUGGGCGAGGCCAAGCACAGCCAGCAUGCCGGAAACGUGGACAUCUGCGUGGCAGAGUGCAAGCCAGAGUUCAUGGCCAAAUCCUCCCAGUUCUAUUACUUUACGAUGUUGACUCUCUUUGACCUAAAUCCCAAGCGAGGUCCGGUGUCUGGCGGAACCCAAGUCACCAUCACGGGCAAGAACCUGAACGCUGGCAGCAAUGUCUCUGUGCUCUUUGGCGAACAUCCCUGCCUUUUCCACAGGAGAACAGCAGAAUGGAUUAUCUGCAACACCACGGCUUACACCAGCAGCUCGGAGAAGAUGGUAGUGGACGUGGUUGUGAAGGUAGACAAGGCCAGGCUCCACAAGGAGCUGGAGAAGGCCAAGUCACCCAAGGAGCUGGAGUUUGAAUAUACGACAGACCCGACCAUCGUGAAGAUCGAUCCAGAAUGGAGUAUUGUCAGUGGAAAUACACCCAUUACAGUGCGGGGCACGAACUUGGACCUCAUCCAGAACCCUCAGAUCCGGGCGAAGUACGGUGGGAAAGAGCACAUCAACGUUUGCGAAGUGCAGAACGACACGGAGAUGAUCUGCCAAGCACCAGCGGUGGAACCAAAUAACCAGACCGACCCUCCUGUGUGGCCUGAUGAGUUUGGCUUCAUCUUGGACAACGUCCACUCCUUGCUGAUCCUCGAGAAACCCAACUUCACCUACUACCCAAACCCCAUCUUUGAGGCUUUCAAUCCCUCUGGGAUUUUGGAGCUAAAACCAGGGACCCCUGUGAUAUUAAAGGGUAAAAACCUGAUCCCAUUGACAGGAGGGAACGCCAAGCUGAAUUACACUGUUCUGGUUGGUGAGAAGCCCUGUGUUCCCACAGUAUCUGAAGUGCAGCUGCUGUGCGAGUCCCCAAAUCUCACUGGACGGCAUAAAGUGACGGCUCGCGUUGGAGGAAUGGAGUUUUCCCCAGGGAUGGUAAACAUCUCCCCGGACAGCCCACUUAGCCUGCCCGCCAUAGUCAGCAUUGCCGUGGCAGGGGGGCUCCUCAUCAUCUUCAUCGUGGCUGUGCUGAUUGCCUACAAGCGCAAGUCCCGCGAGAGUGACCUCACCCUCAAACGGCUCCAGAUGCAAAUGGACAACUUGGAGUCCCGGGUCGCCUUGGAGUGCAAGGAAGCUUUUGCAGAACUGCAGACUGACAUCCACGAGCUGACUAGCGAUUUAGAUGGAGCUGGCAUCCCGUUUCUGGAUUACCGGACCUAUACCAUGAGGGUGCUUUUCCCUGGCAUCGAAGAUCAUCCUGUGUUGAGGGAUCUGGAGGUCCCUGGGUAUCGGCAAGAGCGGGUUGAGAAGGGCUUGAAGCUCUUUGCCCAACUCAUCAACAACAAGGUCUUCCUCCUGUCCUUCAUCCGCACCCUGGAGUCCCAGCGCAGCUUCUCCAUGCGAGACCGUGGCAACGUGGCCUCCCUCAUCAUGACGGUGCUGCAGAGCAAGCUGGAAUAUGCCACGGAUGUCCUCAAGCAACUCCUGGCCGAUCUCAUAGACAAAAACCUGGAGAGCAAAAACCAUCCCAAACUGCUGCUUCGGAGGACAGAAUCUGUUGCUGAGAAGAUGCUCACGAACUGGUUCACGUUCCUGCUCUAUAAGUUUCUCAAGGAAUGUGCCGGUGAGCCUCUCUUCUCCCUGUUCUGUGCCAUCAAGCAACAGAUGGAGAAGGGCCCAAUCGAUGCCAUCACUGGGGAAGCCCGCUACUCCCUUAGUGAGGACAAGCUGAUCCGGCAGCAGAUCGACUACAAGACCCUGGUCCUGAGCUGUGUGAACCCUGACAAUGUGAACAGCCCCGAGAUCCCCGUGAAGAUCCUGAACUGCGACACCAUCACGCAAGUGAAGGAGAAGAUCCUUGACGCCAUCUUCAAGAACGUGCCGUGCUCCCACCGGCCGAAAGCCGCCGACAUGGAUCUAGAGUGGAGGCAAGCGAGUGGAGCCAGGAUGAUCCUUCAAGACGAGGACCUCACAACGAAGAUCGAGAAUGACUGGAAAAGGCUCAACAACCUCGCUCACUAUCAGGUGCCCGAUGGAUCCGUAGUGGCUCUGGUGUCCAAGCAGGUGACAGCCUACAAUGCUGUCAACAAUUCCACCGUCUCCAGGACCUCUGCUAGCAAGUAUGAAAACAUGAUCCGCUACACAGGCAGCCCAGACAGCUUGCGCUCCCGGACGCCCAUGAUCACACCUGACCUGGAGAGUGGAGUCAAGAUGUGGCAUCUGGUCAAGAACCACGAGCAUGGAGAUCAGAAGGAGGGCGACCGAGGGAGCAAGAUGGUGUCAGAGAUCUACCUGACCAGGCUGCUAGCGACCAAGGGCACUUUACAGAAGUUUGUGGAUGACCUCUUUGAGACCAUCUUCAGCACAGCGCAUCGUGGGAGUGCCCUGCCCCUGGCCAUCAAAUACAUGUUCGACUUCUUGGACGAGCAAGCAGACAAGCACAACAUCCACGAUCCCCAUGUGCGGCACACUUGGAAAAGCAACUGCUUGCCGCUAAGGUUUUGGGUGAACAUGAUCAAGAACCCGCAGUUUGUCUUUGACAUCCACAAGAACAGCAUCACCGACGCUUGCCUCUCGGUGGUAGCACAAACCUUCAUGGACUCCUGUUCGACCUCAGAGCACCGUUUGGGCAAGGAUUCCCCCUCGAAUAAGCUCCUCUACGCCAAGGAUAUCCCCAGCUACAAGAACUGGGUGGAAAGGUACUACUCAGAUAUCGGCAAGAUGCCAGCUAUCAGCGACCAGGACAUGAACGCCUACCUGGCUGAGCAAUCCCGCAUGCACAUGAAUGAAUUCAACACAAUGAGCUCGCUCUCGGAGAUCUAUUCCUAUGUGGGCAAGUACAACGAAGAGAUCCUUGGAGCCCUUGAUCAAGAUGACCAGGCCGGGAAGCAAAAGCUGGCCUACAAACUUGAACAAGUUAUAACCCUCAUGAGCAUAGACAGCUGAGAACUGCCCUACCAGGGGACUCCCUGGGAGGGAUUUGAAACAAACAUACAAACAAAACCAAGCCGUGCCUCAGUCAAGAACAUCCUCUUUACCAAGUGCAAGUUUCUGAUUGGCCGUCGAGCGGAGUCACCGGAAACAGCUCUCGACUCCUCUAAGGCUCGCCCGCCAAACAUAUGGACGCCAAGCAACUAGGCCUCAAGGACUUGAGGGACGUCUCUGCGGACGGAUCCCUUAGUGCGGGGACCAUACAGGUGGAGCUCCCUCGUCCACAGAUUAUUCCCGCCCCCUCUUCUGCCUUCUCCCUGGAGCAUAUCGUCAUAUCAUCCGUUAACAGAGCGGACUGCCCUGGUUCGCCUCUGUCGAUGCUGCUUUUACUGGCUCCCUGCGGGCUCGGAACCGUGGAGCGGGAAACUAAACUCAGUGUUAUUUCGAAGCUGCGCCAAGGCAGGACUAUCGCUCUCUUGCCUCUGGAGACCCCGGCAGAGUGGGAACGAACUUGGUUUUUCCCUCCCACUCAGCAGUGCUGCCGCACCCCACUCUUCAUCCUAUGGGGAGGACCCCAGUGACUUUUACCCCCCCCCUCUCCUUGGGACUGGCAUGGCAGAGGGGUCCCUGUGCCCUGUGAGCUAACCGUGUUGUCAGCUGCUCUUCUGGGAUUGGGUGGAGAAGGAAGGAAAACCACAUAUUCCCCACUCCACAAUUUUCAUGCAUUCAUCUACUUUUUGUUUUUAUGGGUCAUCCUCAUUUUCAACCUGUGCCCCACUGACUGUGAAACUAAAAGGCAGCCACAUACAAGCACACACCUUUCUUUCCCUGAAACAGCACCUGUCUCUUCUCUUUUUGCUUCAGAUGCAUCUCAGUGGGGGCAUUUAUAUCCCUUCCCAAACCAGCGCAGCUUCACGUUGUGCAGUGAGGCACUCUCGCCGUUGCAACCGGAAGCAGUCCCCUCCCUCGCUUUUUCUGUACGAUCCCAGGCCGCAACUUUCUGUAUCUUUCUGGCUAACCAUCCCAAACAAUAGAGCACAAAAGAAAUAACAAGAAGCCUUUGAUCUAGACACAGCACAGAGUUAAACCCAGAAAUAAGUACCAGCAUUAAAGAGAUGACAAGAGGUUGCACCCCAGGAUUGGGGUAGGGUUCAGUAAGAAAAGAGGGCCCCUCCUAAGCAUAUUUAUUCUUUCUUUAGUAGUAGCAACAGACCUAAUGGAUGUUCAAAAACAGGAGGGAGUGUUUAUCAUUUGCAAGGAUGAUUGGCUGGGGCAGUGUAGCCUGUGCAAUGCUUUUGCCCGCAAAAUUGCAGCUGGAACUGGAUUGAUUCGGCAUGUUCUUCUUCUUUGGUUUGAUGCAUUCAUGUAAUCAUGUAAACACAUUCCAACCAGAGCAGAGCAACUUUGCAUUGCAUUUAGUUUAAUGACAGAAUUCAGCCAUGCUGUCUUGUUGAAAUCAAUGAGACUCAAAGGCUUCCCUCCUGACUGGGCCAUGUCCCAAAUUUGGAAAGCUGGAGCUAAAUGCUGGUCCAGAGCUUUUUGCACACUUAAACACAGCCCCUCACGCAUUUCAGAAUCAAAAGUACAGAAUCAAGUACAGAAUCAAAACGCACACUCCUGGCGUUGGCAUCUGCCUGCCGAAGCUUGAUGGAUCCAAUCCACUGUACUGGAGACCAUUGAAAUAAAUAAACAAGCUUCAGCUUUCUUUAAGUCUGUGCUGAGUCAUCACGACACAUAUUUAGCAUCAAUUUUGGGUCUAUCUCCAGUGCUCUUUGGAGAGUAGAAAAAGAAACCCGAGUUUCGUUGAUGAAAUUUGCAUCCUGUCAAAAUUAGCAUCUAUUGUUAAACUCAACAGUGUUUGAGUUUCCGAUCUGAAUGAAUUUCCAUUUUGGCACCGACACAAAUUCGUUUUGCCUGAAAUAAGAGGUGGGCAAAAUAUAAGCAGAAGACACCUGUGUCACAGUGACAUGGAGAGCUGCCUUAUAGCAGGUCAGACUGUUUAUCCCCAUGUUGUUUACCCUGAUCUGCAGCAGCUCGCUGGCGUUUCAGACGAGAGGCUUUUCCCCUCCCCUGCUGCUCACUUGGGUUUGUUUUCCAGCUGCACAUGGCAGGAAUUGAAUUUGCAACCUUCUGCAUGCCAAGCAUGGGCUCUGCUGCUGAGCAAUGGUCCACCCUGAAGUCUAGAUUCCGCAACGGCAGUUAUGAGUCGCUCUGCAACACCAGACAUUGACACUACCUUCCUGGAGUAAAUAUUUUGCCAAGUAGGCAGUCUUGUACCAAUGCUCAAAAGCACCAUAUAGCAAAAGGCGUUAAUUCCAUUGGUGCAUUUCCCAGAGAGAGGCUCAGCAACAAGCCCAGCAAGGUGUAAUUCCCAAACUCCUGGGCUAUGGGCAAUAAUGACACGGUUCACUUCAGCGCUCCUCUGCCUUGUUCCAGGGCUGCCCAACCUCACUGUGAUAUCAGAGCUGGUCGUCCGAUGGCUGGUCAUUCGGAGGCGAGGCAGGCAGAGAGGUCAGAGGUUAAGGAUGGGAGUGUAGGACCAGGACAAGCUGCAGAAGCACUCAAUCUUCUUUCUCCUAUUUUUCACUGUGAAAUAACCGUGCAUUGGGUCACUUUGCCGUCAAUGUGACGCAGAUCCUACCCAUCACAACUGUGCUGUGAACAUGUUUGCGAGGAUUAAAGGGAGAUCAGAAAGUCCCAUUCCCACCCUGUGCAACCACGGAGCUUAGGGGGAAUGCUUUUAACCUGGCCCAACAGUCGUUUGUUUGCAUGCAUGUCUCCAUUCAUUCCAUCUCCAUUUCUUUUGGCCUUGAGUCAGCUAACAUUGGUGUGCAGUACAGGAUUAACCACUAGGCUAUGUCAGCUUAAAAACGGCUUCUGUUAUAUCUACGUAUCUGAGAGUGCCUCUGGAUGGCGAAUGCCUCCAUCCUGCUUCUUUAGAAAUCCCCAUCCUUUACAUUUCCCUUAUCCCACGACAGGUGUGAAAUGACCCUGUCCUUCUUAGUGCAGGAAUUUAAGUUACGGGCUGAUACUGGUCGGAGGAGCAGAAUCAUGGAGCCUGGUACGUUGCAGGGGGCAAAAGUGGGACCUCCGCAAUUGCUUCUGCAGGGUUGUGCGGAUACAGGGGAAGAGCAGGGUUCACGGGACCAGAAUCCAGACGUUGUUGCUCAUUUCCGCAAUAUCUAGAGGGUGGAGAAGUCCUGAUUUACCAUCACAGAAUUUACACUUUAUGCUUGUUCUCCUGGAUCGCCGACGGACGGAAAUGGCGAACGGAUGGAAAGCUCCGGGCUAGGAGAGAGAAAAAGUUUGUCUCGAAUACAGAAAACGCUUUUAGACGUGGAAAAACCAAAGGUUUUUGACAAGCGAAGUGCCACAGGUGACGAAGGUGGGAGAUGCCCCCCCCUCCGCAUGGCUUUCUCCGAUUCUAAAAUGAAAGCAAAGCUGGUGGGAGAGAUUCCCAGAGCAUGUUUGGGACCUGGUUUGUUUGCACACACGAGGAAGGAGAAGGUGGGUUGGGUACAUCCGAGGGGGAGGAGAUGUUGGGGUUGGGGAAAACAAGACCACAUGAUUUUGCACAGCUGAUGAGGAGGAAACAGGAAGGAACUGAGACUCCGCAUGCUCCUGGUUUAAAAGGGUUUUUUUAAAAAAAAAAGUCGAUGGUUUUGUUUUUUAACAUUUUUUUGCUAGCACAGACUCGGUCAGGUUUUUGUUUCAAACUUGAGCCCCUCAAAGGAAUGAACAGAACGUAUCAAAAUAACUUGUCAGAAACAGGAAGCAGUGUGCGAACGUCCGCACCCCUAGCCCCCCACCCCAUCGAUUUCCUCUUUUCUCAGACCUAGGCGUUUGAAACAAAUCUCUAUUUUGGUUCUUUUUUUAUUUUUGUAUCUCAGAAUUCAUAUUUGUUGUUUCUUAGUUGAUUUCUUUCUUUUCUUUUCAACCUUGGAAUUGUGCCACAAUUGUGAUGUGAAUGUGUGAGCUCUUAUCCCACCAAGCGCCUCUGUCUGCAGUCUUGGCUUCUAAUUCCCCUCUUCAUUUUCUGUUUAUGUGUAUGUAACCUACAAAUGAAGGAAGCAGA